This is a messenger RNA of Syngnathoides biaculeatus (alligator pipefish), 990 nucleotides long. RefSeq names its product noggin-like. The transcript has a single exon. Gene Ontology annotation, biological process: osteoblast differentiation; negative regulation of BMP signaling pathway; dorsal/ventral pattern formation. The coding region runs from base 106 to 990 and encodes 294 amino acids. The record is from RefSeq and is a predicted model, not a curated record. NCBI's taxonomy places the organism in Eukaryota, Metazoa, Chordata, Actinopteri, Syngnathiformes, Syngnathidae.
CCCUGUGGCACUCAUUAAUAGGAGGAUAGCAGAGAAGCUAUAACUCCAAAAGAGAAAGACAAAACGUUUCAUUCUCCUCUUGUAGACCCCUCAGACCUAACAACAAUGAUCAACUGGGGUUUUUACCUCUGCUGCUGCAUGUUUGUGUGUGCUCUUCUCCAUGUUCCUGCGACUUCCAUCUCUCACAUAUCCACCAAGGAACAGCUCUCAAGUGAUGUUCAAGAUCAGGAACACAUGGACGGUGAUUCCCUGUUUCUUCAGUUAAGUCUGCCUUCAUAUUUACAGCCAGUUCGCCCUUACACUGUAGUGACCACUGCAGAAGACCUUACCUACAUGCCCAAACCCAGGCAUUAUCGCCCGGCACAUCUACUUCGUGUUCUUGGAUCAUCUUUUGACCCAUUCUGGAUGUCGAUUGAUCAGCCGUCUGAAGGCUCUGAUGUGUGCACAGACAAAGGCAACUGUGAUGCUGUGUCAAGAGGCGACUCCCUGCCUGUCAAAAUGAACUUAACCACUUCCAGACAGGAGGUCACCUUGAGAGCUUCUGCAGUGCUGAGGGAGGCUGGAGAAAACCAAAGACGGGGGUUGGAGAGGGAAGCUGCAGAUGUGGACCUCAGUUUUCUGCCUCCAGAUAUUGCAAGAUCAGUCCAAGCCUGGUUGGUGCAGUCAGCCACAUGUGGAUUGCGUUCCCAGUGGGUGGAUCUGGGCCCAGCGUUCUGGCCACGUUGGCUGCGGCAGACCGACUGUGACAAGUCAGACAGAGUGCAAAGUUGCUCCUUUCCCAGUGGCAUGGCGUGCGUGAGAGCUCAAACAACACAUGUUAAGAUUCUGGCUUGGCAUUGCCUGAAAGUAAGAGAUAAUGAAUCUAAGCAGACCAAGAGUGACAUGUCUGAUAUCAGCAUGUUGAUGGGUAUUACUGAAGAAAUGAGAAAAUGUUUAUGGAGGCCAGUGCCUUAUCCUGUAGUCACAGCUUGCACAUGUAAAUGCAAAUGA